This is a messenger RNA of Sabethes cyaneus, 3517 nucleotides long. RefSeq names its product DNA-directed RNA polymerase III subunit RPC2 (gene RpIII128). The record is from RefSeq and is a predicted model, not a curated record. The transcript has 3 exons. The coding region runs from base 105 to 3509 and encodes 1134 amino acids. Gene Ontology annotation, cellular component: RNA polymerase III complex. Gene Ontology annotation, biological process: DNA-templated transcription. NCBI's taxonomy places the organism in Eukaryota, Metazoa, Arthropoda, Insecta, Diptera, Culicidae. Gene Ontology annotation, molecular function: ribonucleoside binding; DNA-directed RNA polymerase activity; DNA binding.
CUGCUCGUUGGUUGAUUGGUGAUAUUUUUGAACUCGCACGUGAAUAUUAAAUUUAUGAUUUAUAAAAAUUCUAUCAAAUAGUUUGUUUUAAGAAUUGGUUCAAAAUGGGAAUCGGGGAGAAAUAUUGGAACACCGACAGUAAAAACUAUAAGAAGGUGCAAAAAAUGUUAGAGGAUAAAUGGAAACUAGUACCGGCUUUUCUGCAAGUAAAAGGUUUAGUUAAGCAACAUAUCGAUUCGUUCAAUUACUUUAUCAAUGUGUAUAUAAAAAACAUAGUCCGGGCAAACGACGAAGUUAAGAGCGAUGCCGAUCCUUGCUUUUAUGUUAAGUAUCUCAACGUUAGUAUUGGCAUGCCAGACGUUGAGGAUGGUUUCAAUAAUACUAAAUCGACAACUCCUCACGAAUGUCGGCUUCGGGACAUGACUUACGCGGCACCGAUUACAGUGGAUAUUGAGUACACUAGAGGAACGCAGCGCGUUGUGAGAAAUAAUAUACUAAUCGGACGUAUGCCAAUCAUGCUUAGGUCGUCAAACUGUGUGCUAACGGGAAAAUCGGAGUUCGAACUAUCUAAAGUUAAUGAAUGUCCGAUGGAUCCUGGAGGUUACUUCGUGAUUCGCGGAACUGAGAAGGUCAUUCUUAUUCAGGAGCAGAUUUCUUGGAACAAAAUGAUCACCGAGGAUUAUAACAAUGUUAUACAGUGUCAGGUUACCAGUUCCACACAUGAAAAGAAGUCGAGAACCAUUCUAUUGUCGAAGCACGGUAAAUAUUACUUGAAGCACAAUUCAAUGACGGAGGAGAUUCCGGUCGCCAUUAUUUUCAAAGCAAUGGGUAUCGCAUCUGAUCAGGAAAUUAUGCAGCUAGUUGGAAUAGACACAGAAACUCAGAAACGGUUUGCCCCUUCACUGCUAGAAGCGGCUGGUCAUAAAGUCUAUACCCAACAGCGUGCCCUGGAAUACAUGGGCUCAAAGCUAAUUGCAAAACGAUUUACAACAGCUGCCACAAAGUAUAAGACUACGGCUGAUGAGGCGAGAGAUCUGCUGGCUACCACUAUCUUGGCACACGUCCCAGUGUCGAAUUUCAACUUUCAGGUGAAGGCGAUAUACGUUGCAUUGAUGAUUCGCCGCGUAAUGGCUGCUGAGCUGGACAAAUCUGCCGUUGACGAUCGAGAUUACUACGGCAAUAAGCGUCUUGAAUUAGCAGGAUCUUUGCUGUCACUUAUGUUUGAAGAUUUAUUUAAACGAUUCAACUGGGAGCUGAAAGCGAUUGCCGACAGAAACAUUCCGAAAGUUAAAGCCGCUCAGUUCGACAUUGUGAAGCACAUGCGGGCGGCAUCGAUAUCGAUAGGUUUGGAAACGGCCAUCUCAACCGGAAAUUGGACCAUUAAGCGAUUCAAGAUGGAACGGGCGGGGGUGACGCAAGUGCUUUCCCGCUUGAGCUACAUUUCAGCACUCGGGAUGAUGACACGAGUAAAUUCACAGUUUGAGAAGACCAGGAAAGUUUCCGGGCCACGUUCGUUGCAGCCAAGUCAGUGGGGUAUGCUCUGUCCAUCAGAUACGCCGGAAGGAGAAGCCUGUGGGUUGGUUAAGAAUCUAGCUCUGAUGACGCACAUUACGACUGAAGUGGACGAGGAACCCGUCAUUCGAUUGGCGUACAAUUCCGGUGUAGAAGACAUUCGCUUACUAGGUGGUGAAACCAUCAAUAAUCCGAAAGUUUUCAUGGUAUUUAUUAAUGGUAAUAUUUUGGGAGUAACCAUUGGAUAUAAAAGAUUGGUAGAGGUGUUUCGUAUGAUGAGGCGAAAGGGAUUAAUCGGUUCAUUCGUAUCAAUUCAUACAUCUUUUACCCAGCGUUGCGUUUACAUACACACGGAUGGGGGCCGCCUAUGCAGACCCUACAUUAUUGUUCAAGGCGGUUGCCCUUUGGUACAGCAAGAACACAUCGAACAACUUAAGGUUGGACUCCGGAAGUUCGAAGAUUUUCUACACGAUGGUUUAAUCGAAUAUUUGGAUGUGAAUGAAGAGAAUGAUUCAUUUAUCGCUUACCAGGAAAUUGAUAUUGAUCCAGAGAAAACGACUCAUUUGGAAAUUGAACCGUUUACGUUGCUAGGAGUUUGUGCAGGUUUGGUCCCAUACCCUCAUCACAAUCAGAGUCCGCGUAAUACUUAUCAAUGUGCUAUGGGAAAGCAGGCGAUGGGAAUCAUUGGAUACAAUCAGAAAAAUCGCAUCGACACACUUAUGUAUAAUAUCGUUUAUCCACAAACACCAAUGGUACGGUCGCGAACUAUCGAGUUAACGAAUUUCGAUAAACUGCCAGCUGGCCAGAACGCAACCGUUGCCGUUAUGAGUUAUUCUGGAUAUGAUAUAGAGGAUGCUUUGAUUCUAAAUAAAGCCUCAAUAGACCGUGGCUACGGUCGUUGCUUGGUGUAUAAAAACAGUAAAUGUACUAUUAAAAGGUACAGUAAUCAAACUUUUGACCGCAUUAUGGGUCCGAUGAAGGAUUCACUCACCAACAAGAUAAUCUUUAAGCACGAGUGUCUCGAUACGGAUGGAAUAAUUUCUCCCGGAGAGAAAGUGCUUUCGAAGCAAACAAUGGUCAACAAAGAGAUGCCAGCAGUCAAAUCUACCAAUCCAAUAGAGCAGAAAGAAGCCGGUCAGCAGCCGAUUGCCUACAGUGCCGUUCCCAUCACCUACAAAAGCACCGAACCAAGUUAUAUCGAAAAGGUUAUGGUUUCGACCAACAAUGAUGAAGAAUUUUUAGUAAAGAUUCUGCUGCGGCAAACCCGUCGACCAGAGAUAGGUGACAAGUUCAGCUCGCGACACGGACAAAAAGGUGUUACCGGUUUAAUUGUCGAGCAGGAAGACCUUCCGUUCAACGAUUACGGAAUGUCCCCAGAUAUGGUAAUGAACCCUCACGGUUUCCCUUCCCGUAUGACAGUUGGUAAAACAUUAGAAUUACUAGGCAGUAAAGCCGGUGUGUUGGAGGGUAAAUUUCACUACGGUACAGCUUUCGGUGGAUCGAAAUGUCAAGACUUGCAAGAUGAGUUAUUCAAGAACGGUUUCAACUAUUUAGGCAAAGAUGUGUUCUAUUCUGGCAUCACGGGCGAACCGCUUGAAAUGUACAUUUACUCGGGUCCCGUUUACUACCAAAAGCUCAAACAUAUGGUCCAGGAUAAAAUGCAUGCCAGAGCUCGAGGCCCCCGAGCAGUGCUCACUCGACAGCCGACACAAGGACGUAGCCGCGAAGGAGGUCUCCGUUUGGGAGAAAUGGAGCGGGAUUGUUUGAUAUCGUAUGGAGCUUCGAUGCUAAUUAUGGAGCGGCUGAUGAUUUCAUCCGAUGCCUUCGAUGUGGACGUAUGUAAUGUUUGCGGAAGACUUGCUUAUUCCUCUUGGUGUCACAACUGCCGGUCGUCUGCAAGUGUGUCCAAAAUAUCCAUGCCCUAUGCGUGCAAGCUGUUGUUCCAAGAAUUAACCAGCAUGAAUAUUGUUCCCAAACUAAAGUUACACAAUUAUUAAUUUAUGAA